Messenger RNA from Humulus lupulus (European hop), 1914 nucleotides. Its product is annotated as AT-hook motif nuclear-localized protein 13. The record is from RefSeq and is a predicted model, not a curated record. Gene Ontology annotation, molecular function: minor groove of adenine-thymine-rich DNA binding. The transcript is spliced from 5 exons. Lineage: Eukaryota; Viridiplantae; Streptophyta; Magnoliopsida; Rosales; Cannabaceae. Bases 246 to 1397 code for a protein of 383 amino acids.
AUUAAAAUACAAAUUGUAUUUAUACGCACACUAUCUCUCUUUCUUAGUAUCACUCUCUCCCUCUCCCUCUCCCUCUCCCUCCCCUCUCUCUCGCUUAAAGUAGGUUACAAGUAGAUGGUUCAGUGAACCGGAAAAUUAGCUUUACUUUCUCCUUUUGAUUUUCCCGGAAUCCAAACAGGAAAAAAAACCAAGAGAAACGAAAGAAAUAUUGAAAUCUCAAGUCCAUUGUUUUGAUUGUUCUGUUAAUGGAUUCACGAGAUGCCGGACCACCAGUCCCACCGAACAUGAUGAUGGGGCAUAAUUCUUACCCUUCGGCCAUGCCCAGCACCAACGCCUCAUCUAUGAUGAUGAGCCCUAACUCGAUGGGUUCGGCUCAGAUGAUGGCUGGUCCUGGCGGUGGCCGAUUUCCCUUCAGCUCCGUGACCCCGCCGGCUUCCAAGCCUAUGGAUUCUUUGUCUAGUCAUCACUACGACGGAUCUUCAUCGCCUGGUAUGAGGGCUUGCAGCGGAAGCGGUGGUGGUGGCGGAGGUUUUAACAUGGAUUCGGGUUCUAAGAAGAAGAGGGGUCGGCCGAGGAAGUACUCACCGGACGGCAACAUUGCGCUCGGAUUAGCUCCUACACCGACUCCUUCUUCCAAUGUUGUACAUGGAGAUUCGAGUGGCACGCCCUCGUCUGAACCAUCGGCUAAGAAAAAUCGGGGAAGACCUCCGGGUUCGGGAAAGAAACAAUUAGACGCAUUGGGUGUUGGCGGGGUUGGUUUUACUCCCCAUGUUAUUUUGGUGAAAACUGGAGAGGAUGUAGCAUCAAAAGUUAUAUCAUUUUCAGAGGAAGGACCUCGCACAGUUUGUAUUCUCUCUGCAAAUGGUGCAGUUUGUAAUGCUACUCUUCGUCAGCCGGCCAUGUCUGGUGGCAAUGUUUCAUAUGAGGUACACCCUUCAUAUUUUGAGGGUCGCUAUGAAAUAAUUUCUUUAUCAGGGUCCUACUUGUUUUCUGAUAACAAUGGUAAGCGCAGCAGGACAGGUGGUUUAAGUGUGUCACUUGCAGGGCCUGAUGGUCGAGUUGUAGGUGGCAGUGUUGCUGGAAUCCUAAUGGCAGCAUCACCAGUUCAGGUAAUUGUUGGUAGCUUUAUUGCUGAUGGUAAAAAAUCGCACUCCAACAACACAAUGAAAACUGCGCCAGGCAGUGGUGCACCACUGCCCCAGAUGUUAAACUUUGGUGUACCUAAUACUGCUGGCAGCCCUCCAUCGCAGGGAGAGUCCAGCGAGUCAUCUGAGGAGAAUGGUAAUAGCCCUCUUAACAGAGGCCCCGGAUUCUACAAUAAUAAUAAUAAUGGUCAACCGCUCCAUAGUAUGCAGAUGUACCAUCACCACUUGUGGGCUGGUCAGACACAACAGUGAAGACACAUUUCAGUUAACAAUACGGCAUCGCAUUGGGGUAUUGGCUUUGAUAAUUGUUUGUUCCGUCCGGCCUAACAUUUGAAGUCAAAUUCCAAAUGCUAACAACUUGCAUUCAAAACCACUCUUUAGAAGGGUUGAUCUUUUAAAAUAGUUAACGAUUUUUUCUUUGUUCCCUUUCUCAACAUAUGAUUUAAACAUGGCCACUGUUGAUAGCUCUGAGGUUACGCCACCCGUUCCAUAGGUUGUCACGAGCGCCAUUUACAUUUUCAGUUCUUUUUCUAUGUUUUCAAUGUUAUUUUGUUGUAGCUGUUUAUGAACAUCAUGUGUAAACCUGGUCCAAGUAUUAUGAAGUUUAUAGCGGUCUGAUAAAUCGAGUGUGAUCUAAUCUUCUCUGUUCAGACCUAUUUUCUGCUUCUAGAAAUGACUUGACUUGUGUAAUUUACGGCUGCAUCAAAAUUGGAUUCAGUAGUGCGGUUGAUGUUAAAUUGAUGUCAUGGUAGAUCUGUGGUUGGUGUAA